Messenger RNA from Effrenium voratum, 2853 nucleotides. Lineage: Eukaryota; Dinophyceae; Suessiales; Symbiodiniaceae. The record is from the annotation of a GenBank genome assembly.
AUGUUCGCAACUGAUGGAGGCUUUGUGCUGGUUCUGGGGCUGGUCGGCAGCGUGGCCCGCAGCAGCAUGGAAGAGAUCUGCGUGGCGGUGUCGCGCGCCUCGCAGGAGGCUUGGUUCUUCUCCGCCGCGUGCGCGGUGGCCAGCCUGGGCUUCGGCGGCCGCCACCUGGGCCCGCAAUGUCUGGACCUCUGUGGGGGGACGCCUCCACAGCGCCUGCGUCCUCUGCUGCUGCUGUUGGCGCAGCUGCCACUGCUGCUGGCUGCAGCGGCGCAGAGCGCGGCCUGGAGUGAAGCAAGGAGUCUGAAGUGGGCCUUGGCGGCGCAGGGCCUGGGCUUCAGCCUCUUCGGAAGUUUCCCGGAGGACGCGUCCUGGGCGCACGGCACCCCCGCCAGUGGGGGCUCGGUGCUCUCGGGCACCGCGGUGGGCCGGGCGCUGCUGCUGCACCUGGCACUGGCGGCGGUGCCCUUUUUGGCCGCCGCAGUGAGCUCCUGCUGCGUGAAGCCCACGGCGCGCUUCGUGGUCCUGGCGCUGCUGGGCGCCGCGUUCCUGGCGGACCGCCUGGCCGCCAAGGCGGCUCCGCUGGGCCUCCGCUGGGCGGCGCUCGCGGACUUCGCCGCGGCCUUGCUUUGCCUGAACUUCCCCGAGCUUCGACGCUUCCCACGGCUCUCCGAAUGGGCGGAGGGCUAUGCAGGGCUGCGGGCUGCGUCCUCCCAGAAGAAGACGGGGAGGCAGCAGCGGCGGGCAGACAUUGUGGGGGGCCUGCGGCGAUUGAGCGCGCGCCUGCUGAAACACCCGCUGCCGGAAGUAGAGGAAGCGCAGGACCCUGCUUUCUUGAACUGCCUGCUGGUGGAGCUAUGGCCAAGCCUUCGGGGAAUGCUUGAGGAGGAUGUGCUGAAAGGUGAGGUGCAAGCGGUUUUGCAGGAGAGCGUCACCGGGGCCUUGAAGUUCGACAGCGUCUUCCUGGGCGCCGAGCCUCCGCGGGCACACCUGAUGAAACUGGUGCCUGGCAACCGGUCAGAGCGGAGCAUCACUCUGGUGGUGGACGCAGAGUUUGUCGGAAAGGAGGUGGACAUCACCCUGAAGCUGACCCUCGGCAGCUUCAUGGGCCUCUCAGUCAGCGUGCGGCGUCUCUCCAUGCGGGGCACGCUGCAUCUGGCCUUCCGGCACCUGACGCCUCACCUGCCGAUCAGCCAGGGGCUGACCAUCGCCUUCGCCAAUCCGCCGCUGCUGGACUUGGAGCUGUGCAGCUCUUCCGCGGUGGCCUUCCUGCCUGAGCGAGCCCGAGAGGCGCUGAUCUCGCUGAUCUCCUCCUCUUUGGCCCGGGAGAUGGUGCUGCCGAAUCGGCUUCCCCUUCCCUUCGGCACCCUCUGGCCGCUGGAUCGGCUCCAGCACUGCCGCCCAGAGGGCGUGCUGGCCUGUCGCGUGCUGGGCGCCUGUGGCGUGCCGCCGGAGCGCGGCAAGUUCGGGUUCGAGCGGCCGUCGGUGUGCGCCCUCCAGCUGGGCGCAUCCAUUUGGCGCAGUAGGGCUGCCUUGAGUGAGGAGGGGGACUUCUUGUGGGACGAGCAGCCCUUCCUCGUGGUGGACAGCUUCGAGGACCAGUCUUUGUUGGUGGCGCUGCAGGAACGUCACACCUUCAAUGACCAGACUGCCGCCCAUCAGGCCAUUCCCCUGGCCGAACUGGUGGAGCGCAGCCAGUGGCAGCACAUGCCCAGUUGGGCGCUGCAGGCCAGCCGCGACAUGACGCCCCAGCUGCUGCUUUCUGGCGCCUUCCAUCCCGUCACCCGGAAGCGCGGCGGCUUCGUGCCGGAGCUGGGCUCCCUGCUACUGGUGACGGUGGAUUGCGCCCGGAAUUUGCCCAAGGAGCUCGAGGAUCAUCGUCUCAUGGUGCGGCUGUUCCUCAUGCCCCAGCGCCGGGGCCGACCGGACGCUCAGAGCUGCUCCAUGUUCUGCAGCCGGGUGCCGCCCGUGCAGGCUGGGCAGGCCAUGGUGGACCGACUGCUGAUGUGCAACUUCGACCAGACAGCACAAGCAGUACAAAUCAGCGCCGAUUCCAGUGAGGAGGAGGUGGACGUCAAGAAGUCCUGGGAGUCCUACGUGGAAUCCGAGGAGGCCCGGUGGCGCGAGCGGCUGCAGCUCCUGUGGAGCAGCUUCCGCAGCGCUGAGUUUCGGGACUUGGGGGACUGGUUGGAGGUGGACAGAGAAGGCUGCAUCCGGAGCCUGGCCGUGAUCUUGGACCUACCUGUCUGGUGCGAGCAGCGCCUGGGGCGGCUGCUGGAAGAGCUGGCCACGCCUUCCAGGGCCAGGGGCCGCAGCAAAGCCAAGGCGCCGGCGGCCAAACGGCCCUUGGAGUGCCACUGGCGGCAGCAGCUGCGGCUGGUGACCCGAAGCCCCUUAGAGGAAGAGCUGCUGCUGGAGAUUUGCCACGUGCAUCGGCGCGCCGAGCCAGAGGUGGUUGGUGUCUGGCAGACACCCCUGCGCAGCCUGCUGAGUGCGCAGCACAUGACGGAUCCGAUGGCUCCAAGACCUCUGAGGUCGCCCAAAGACUCGGCGACCCAGGCGGGUGCAGACGGCUUCACAAUCCAUUUGAAGCUGGAGCUUCUACACUUGCGGCCGCGCGAGGAAGAAGCGGAGAAAAAGCUGGGAACGUGUUCCGGGUUGAUGUGCUUGGCUGCUGCGAGGGGGGCCCGUAGGCCCCGGAUUCGACGCCUCGACGUCGCGUGGCACCGCGAGGUGUUGAAGCGGCAGUACGUCGCCACGGUGGAGCGCCAGUGGUACCAGGAGAUUGCCAAGAUAGGCAUCGAUCAGCAGCGAAGCCAGCCAAACGGGACAAGCAGCUUGCCCGGAGAGCUUUAG